Corticium candelabrum is the source of this 2321-nucleotide messenger RNA. Its product is annotated as putative inhibitor of apoptosis. Gene Ontology annotation, biological process: negative regulation of apoptotic process; regulation of cell cycle; positive regulation of protein ubiquitination. Gene Ontology annotation, cellular component: cytoplasm; nucleus. The coding region runs from base 350 to 2137 and encodes 595 amino acids. The record is from RefSeq and is a predicted model, not a curated record. The transcript is spliced from 2 exons. Gene Ontology annotation, molecular function: cysteine-type endopeptidase inhibitor activity involved in apoptotic process; ubiquitin protein ligase activity. NCBI's taxonomy places the organism in Eukaryota, Metazoa, Porifera, Homoscleromorpha, Homosclerophorida, Plakinidae.
UCGACGUCAACUGGAAGAGCGUCCUGCCCCAAAAAGGUACGACGCAGUGCUUGCUACUACACAACAAACCGCGUCGCGGUUGAUGACAAAUUCGUUCCGUGUAAGAAGUGAAUUUUCAACUGUCCACCUUUAGGCGGUGUCCACGUCUAUGCGACUUUACCCUAGUUGGCCGAUGGACUAAACCAGCAGUUGGAGUAUGUUUCAAGCUUGUCAACAUGCAUCAUCUGUCAUUGCACAGUCAUCGUUUAUCAUGUGCUGACGUUAUGCAAAGACCCAUCUAGGCCUUGAACAUCGUUAAUUCUUGAGCUCGAGCUCGUCGUAUACUACUGGUUGCUAACGCUGACAGUUGAUGGCAGCUGGCUACUCCACUGACGAGCCUCUGGAUCUACUCCAAGGUGAUCAUGACACGAGAAUAAGACUAGAGAAUGGAGUAACAGUCGAUGGAAGAGAUGAAUACCGCACGCUAGCUGCUCGUUUGAACUCGUACCGUCGGUGGCCCACGUGGGCAGGACAGCCUUUUCAAACUUUGGCAGAAGAAGGUUUCUACUACACAGGGAUUAGAGAUGAAGUGAAGUGCUUUACUUGUGACGUUCUUAUAAGACUCUGGAGUCCAGAGGAUAACGUGAGAGAACGCCACAAGCACUAUUCUCCACAAUGUCUUUUUCUCAGAAUCCUAGAUGGUCAUACUACAGAGAGUAGGUCACCAGAACCUGUUGUAAGUUUAUUCACCUCUCCAUCCAGGCAGCAAGCUCAAAGUGCUACAUCACCGAGUUUGAUGCAUAUGGAGAUAAGACGUCUAGAGACGUUUCACUCUUUUCCACAGACUUGCCCUGUUAGGCCUAAUGAUUUGGCACGUGCCGGUUUCUAUGCUACAGGGAAAGGUGAUGGUGCUCAAUGCUUCAGCUGUGGCCUUUCGCUUAGAGGUUGGGAGGUCGGAGAUACAGCUGAAGGGGAGCACAGAAGACAUAAUCCUUACUGUACGUUUCUCAGUGGUAAAGAUACCAGAAAUGUUCCCCUUGGACUAGAGUCAAUGCAACUCAACCAAGCUACCCAACCUACUACCACUCAGAGGUCUCCUACUUUACAAUAUGAACACAGUCGACUUAGUACAUUUGCUCAUUGGCCAAGUACAGUCGUGUCUCCUGGUGAUUUGGCAGAGGCCGGAUUCUAUUAUUUGAGGGAACGAGAUGCAGUCCGGUGUUUUCAUUGUGAUGUGAGAAUUGAGCAAUGGCUUCCCGGUGACGUUCCUAUUGAAGAACACAUCAGGCGAUCGCGUGAUUGUACGUUUGCUAAAGCUGUCGCUCAAAGGAAACGUCGAUAUGACACUUACACCACACCCAAUGCAGAGGCAACAGCCAACAGUAUGAAGAGCUACGAACAAAGACAAAAAUCAUUUCGAAACUGGCCAUCCACAGCUCACGUAUCAGCUGAUAGUCUUGCCCUGGCAGGAUUUUAUUACACAGGAUCACGAGAUGGAGUCAGGUGUUUCUCAUGUGGUGGUAGUCUGAAAGGAUGGCAGCAAGGCGACUCUGCUUGGGAAGAACAUGCAAAAUUCUUUCCAUCUUGUGCACACGUUCGGCAAUAUGGCCCAUCAGUAACUCAGUCACAUGAUGAACCGUGGACACAACCAGCACAACAAACGCAAUCGACCACAUUGCCAUUAGAUUCAGAGUCUAACGAUGUGACAGACUUUGUGCAGCAAGCGACUAUUAUGGGGUUUUCAAGGGAGUUAGCACAUCGGGUUAUAAGUCAACCCAAUAAUCGUAAUUUAAGUUUUACAACAUAUGUGGAAGCACUUCUUGAAGCACAAUCGGAAGCCGAGAAAGCAAGUCUACCAGCUGCCAGUCAACUAAUGUCACCAGCUUCAUCAGUCGCCACAACACAAACAGCAGCAACAUUGUCUGGAGCUUCAACUGUCUUACAACCUACAGCACCACCAGACGUAAACGAAAGCAGUGACAUUUCACAGCAAAUACAAGAUUCUCAUUUAUGUAAGAUAUGCAUGGAAAGAGAGGUCAUAAUUCUAUUUAUGCCGUGUGCACACAUCCUGUGUUGUGAAGCGUGUGCAGCUAGUAUCCAAUAUUGUCCGAUUUGUAGAACAGCAAUUGAGAAGAAAAUUCGAUCCUACUUUGCAUAGCAGAUAAGAGUUUAUUUGUUAAGAUAUACUGUAUUUUCUCAAAUCUAUGCAAAUCUAUAGCUCUAUUUUUUUGUUGACUGUUUCAAAGAGUUGAGUGGUAUAGUGGUAUAUAUAUUGAGUGGUAUACGAGUAUAGAAGUAAGAGUAUUGAGUCUAAUAAACAAUUGUCACUGCAAGCACUUUGU